GGAGUGAGAGAGACCAUGGCCACCUCAGAGCUGAGCUGCCAGGUGUCCGAGGAGAACCGGGAGCGCAGGGAGGCCUUCUGGGCCGAGUGGAAGGACCUGACGCUCUCCACGCGGCCCGAGGAGGGCUGUUCCCUGCACGAGGAGGAUGCCCUGCACCGUGAGACCUACCACCAGCAGGGGCAGUGCCAGGCGCUGGUGCAGCGCUCGCCCUGGCUGGUGAUGCGGAUGGGCUUCCUGGGUCGCGGGCUGCAGGAGUACCUGGUGCCCUACCAUCGGGUGCUGCCGCUGCCCAUCUUCACCCCCACCAAAGUGGGUGCCACCAAGGAGGAACACGAGGACACCCCUAUCCAGCUGCGGGAGAUGAUGGCGCUGGAGACAGCCCUGGGCGGCCAGAGUGCCCAGCGCCAGGACGUGGCCGAGAUCACCAAGCAGCUGCCCCCCAUGGUGUCUAUAAGCAAGCCAGGGGCCCUCCGCCGUUCCCUUUCCCGCUCCAUGUCCCAGGAAGCCCAGAGGGGCUGAGAACCCUGGGACUCGACUGUCCCACGCCCAGCCUGUACCCAGCCCAUCCUGGCUAGAACCACAGCGGGGAGCUCUGGCCGUGGGUGCUUUGUAGU
Suncus etruscus (white-toothed pygmy shrew) is the source of this 614-nucleotide messenger RNA. It is a transcript of the gene TCAP, whose product is annotated as titin-cap. The transcript has 2 exons. The record is from RefSeq and is a predicted model, not a curated record. Gene Ontology annotation, biological process: cardiac muscle tissue morphogenesis; cardiac myofibril assembly; skeletal muscle thin filament assembly. Gene Ontology annotation, cellular component: Z disc. NCBI's taxonomy places the organism in Eukaryota, Metazoa, Chordata, Mammalia, Eulipotyphla, Soricidae. Gene Ontology annotation, molecular function: titin Z domain binding; titin binding; protein-macromolecule adaptor activity. The coding region runs from base 16 to 519 and encodes 167 amino acids.